Messenger RNA from Brachypodium distachyon (stiff brome), 1288 nucleotides. RefSeq names its product myb-related protein MYBAS2. Lineage: Eukaryota; Viridiplantae; Streptophyta; Magnoliopsida; Poales; Poaceae. Gene Ontology annotation, biological process: regulation of DNA-templated transcription. The coding region runs from base 257 to 982 and encodes 241 amino acids. Gene Ontology annotation, cellular component: nucleus. Gene Ontology annotation, molecular function: DNA-binding transcription factor activity; sequence-specific DNA binding. The record is from RefSeq and is a predicted model, not a curated record. The transcript is spliced from 3 exons.
CCAAGAGCUCCCCCUCUCGCCUAUAAAUUAGAGGCAAAAGUCACCACACCCUUAGGCAACUAAGGCCAGCUUCCUCCUCUCCCUAUUAGCUUCAUAUUUCUUCUUCUUCCGGACAGACUGGAGUUCAUCAAGGAUAUCAUCCUGAAACUGGAGCCCACAAGCACGCAAAGGAAGAAGAGCAAGAAGACCGGCUCUCAGCCGAUACGAGGUAGGAGCGAACAGCGUUAGGGUAGUGUUAUUAUAUCACAGGGUUGAUAUGGUGACAGUGAGAGAAGAGACACGCAAAGGGCCGUGGACAGAGCAGGAGGACCUGCAACUGGUAUGCACUGUCCGUUUGUUCGGUGAACGUCGUUGGGAUUUCAUUGCCAAAGUAUCAGGCCUCAACCGCACAGGAAAGAGCUGCCGCCUCCGGUGGGUCAACUACCUCCACCCUGGCCUCAAGCGUGGGCGCAUGACUGCCCAUGAAGAACGUCUCAUCCUCGAGCUCCAUGCUCGGUGGGGAAACAGAUGGUCCAGGAUAGCGAGGAGGCUGCCAGGGCGUACUGACAAUGAGAUCAAGAACUACUGGAGGACACACAUGAGGAAGAAAGCACAGGAGAGGAAGAGGAGCAUGUCACCCUCGUCAUCCUCAUCUUCACUGACGUACCAAUCCUGCAAUCCAGAGACGCCAUCGAUCACUGGAAUUGAUGAGCAGGAGCUUCAUGGUGGCAGUAACUGCAUCACAAGCAUCCUGAAGGGCAUGCCUGUUGACAUGGAUGGAUACCUCAUGGAUCAGAUAUGGAUGGAAAUUGAGGCACCAGAGGCACCCUCAGAGCCAAGCUUUCAUGACGGAAAGGAUAAUCUAUACAACAGCGCCUCUGGCCCUUUACUGCCAUCUCCUAUGUGGGAUUACUACUGCACUGAGCCACGCUGGAAGACGGAUGAUGAUAUAAAGAUGGCCCCACAAUUCGGUUACAGUAAAGGAAUGGACCCCUGUUAUUGAAGACACAUACCUUGGAUCAGAUUACCAAGUUACUUAUCUACCUAGCAGAAGUGAAAUGCUUUUGGAGAAAGAACAAUUAGCAUGGAUCUAAAAUAUUUAUAUCAAUCAAACAUUGCAGCUGUACUCAUGUUUUGUGUAUCUAUUUAGUAUGUAGUGUGCUCGACAGCUUAUGUCACUUAGCCCUUGACAUGUGCAAGGCAAGGGCAGAGCACUCUCACUCUGUAUCCACAAUAUAAUCAGCUAUCUCCUCUGAGACCCUUUAAUGCUCAAGUAUCAAUGCAAUUUUAUUAGCAGGUGUUGCAUCAA